AUGUUUGCGUUCUUGAGCAAGAAGAUCGCCAUCCCAAACGGCGUGCGGCUGCGAUGCGUCGCGUGGGACAAGGACCAGGGAUGGAUCGCAUGUGGAGGCGAGAACGGCAUGCUCAAGGUCCUGCGGCUGGAAGGCGCUCCCAGGCGCGGCGGCGAUGCGAAGGCUGCGGCGCCGCCCAGCCACGGGGCGGCCGCGGCGGGCGGCGGCGCCGCCGCCGCCGGGGCGCUGUCGAUGAACCAAAACUUGGAAGGGCACAGCGGGGCCGUGACGGGUGUGGCGUGGAACGGACCGUACCAAAAGCUGGCCAGCAGCGAUGAGGGCGGGCUCAUCAUCGUGUGGGCGCUGCAGGACGGCGCCUGGAACAAGAGCUUCGUGCGCGACAUGCGUUGGACGCCCGGCGGCGAGAAGAUCUGCAUCGCCUACGACGAUGGCGCCGUCAUCGUCGGCAGUGUGGACGGCAACCGCCUUUGGGGCAAGGACCUGGGCAUGGGGCUGUCCCUGGUGGAGUGGAGCGCAGACGCGCGGCUGAUCCUGUUCGGGACGGCUGGCGGCGAGUGCCACGCGUACGACGCGAGCGGCAACGCGGUCGGCAAGGUGCCGCUCUACUGCAACGAAGGAUACGGGGGUGAGCGCGCGGCUCCGGGCGGGCGCUGCGAGCGGGCCGUGCGUUUGGCUGCGGGCAAUCCGCGCUUGGUUGCUGUCGAGUGGUACGACGGCGGCGGCGGGCCCCACGCGGCCGGCGCGCCCGUGCUGGCGUUGGCCCUCGAGAACGGCCGCCUGCAGCUGAUGGCGCACGAAGCGGACGACGGCGGCGUGUGCGUCGACACGGGCAUGCGCGUGCGCGGUGCCAAGUGGAGCUCAGACGGCAUGGCGCUCGCGGUGUGGGGCAUGCAGCUCGUCGCGUCAGGGCCCGACGCCGGCCGGGAACCGUGGCUGCUGCAGCUCUACUCCCCGUCUGGCGAGCACCUGCGCACGCUGCGCGUCCCCGCGCCGCCCGGCGGCGGCGGCGGCGCGGGCGGCGGCGGCGGAGGCAUCUCGGGCGCCACGUGGGAGGGGGGCGGCCUGAGGGUGGCGCUGGCUGUGGAGGCGUCGGUGCUGUUUGCCAGCGUGCGGCGCGACCACCUGUGGGGCUACUUUGGCAGCACGCUAGCUUACACGUUUGUGCGGCCGGACCGGCCGCAGGAGCACUGCGUGGUGUUUUGGGACACGCGCAGCAACAGCAGGUACGCCAAAUUUGUGCGCCGCCUGGUGGGCAUGCGCGCCGCGGGCGACUUUGCCGUGCUGGCGACACGAGGCGACGCGCCGGGGGAGCACGUGCUGAUACUGUGCAACGCCAUAGGCAGCCCCGUAGACAGCAGCGGGUGGCUGCAGCUACAGCUUCAGCCGCCGCAGCUACCGGAGCUGCCGCUGCUGCUGCCGCUGCUGCUGCCGCUGCUGCCGCUGCUGCUGCCGCUGCUGCUGCUGCUGCUGCCGCUGCUGCUGCCGCUGCUGCUGCCGCUGCUGCUGCCACUGCUGCUGCUGCUGCUGCUGCUGCUGCUGCUGCUGCUCAGCUUCUCAAAGCUGUCGCCGGCGGAGUCCGCGGCCGCGGCGGCCAACGUGGGCCCCGCAGCGGCGGGUGCGGCAGGCAGCCAGGCACGUGAGGCGCGCGACCGCAUCAUGAGCAUCGACGACCCUUCCACCCACAUGCCGCCGGACGCGUUCAAGGCCCCCCGAGGUGGCGCGGGCGCGAGCGCCGACCCCGUGGCGGCGGUCGCGGCCAGCAACAGCUGCCUGGUGGUGGCGCGCUCCUCGGGGGUCGUGUACCGCUACAGCCUGCCCGGCCUGGCGCUCGAGGCGCAGCACCUGCUGCGCUGCCGCCCGCACCGCCUGGCGCUGAAUUGCGACAGCGCAAAGCUGGGCGUCGACGUGUGGGGGAUGCUGUGGGCCGAGGACAACCCCGACUUGGUGGCGCUGAUGGAGAAGGGCCGGUUGUACGUGCUGCGCGGCGGGGCGCCUGAGGAGCCUGUGGCCAGCAGUGGGUACCUGGCGGCUUUCAGGGAUCUGGAGGUGCGGUCCGUGUUUCUGGACGACGUGAUGGCGGACCCCGACGCCCCCGAGCUGGCAUGCGUUGUUGACUAUGAGACGCGCAGCCUCAGGGACACGCGGGCCCUGCUGGCCGGCAGCGCCGGCGCCGACAGCGCGGGCGCGUUCGUGUCGGACAACCCUCACCCGCGGCUGUGGCGGCUGCUGGCGGAGCACGCGCUGGAGCGGCGCGACUGGGCGCUGGCGGAGAGGGCCUUCGUGCACUGCUCAGACCUUGCGGGCAUCCAGCUGGCGCGUUCCCUGGCGGCGCAGCAGGACCCCCUCAAGCAGACUGCGGAGGUGCAAAUCGUGUGCUUGUACUUCAAGCGGUUCGACGAGGCCGAGGAGGCGUACCGCAAGAUGGACCGCCUGGACCUGGCGGUGGCCCUCAGGAGCAGGCUGGGCGACUGGUUCCGGGUGGAGAAGCUGCUGCGGGAGGGGGGCGGCAGCGACGUGGAGCUGCGGGAGGCAGCGGACCGCAUAGGGCAGUAUUACAGCGAUCGGCAGAAGUGGCAGCGCGCGGCGCAGCACUUCACGCAGUCCCGCAACAGCGCCAUGCUGGUGGAGUGCUUCUACCGCCUGGAGGACUACGCCUCCCUCGCGCGCCUCGCCGACGCCCUGCCCGAGGCUGACCCGCUGCUGCUGUCGGUCGGCGCGCGCCUGCAGAGCGUCGGGCUGGCGGCCGAGGCGGUCGGCGCGCGAUGA
Monoraphidium neglectum is the source of this 2766-nucleotide messenger RNA. Its product is annotated as WD repeat-containing protein 35. NCBI's taxonomy places the organism in Eukaryota, Viridiplantae, Chlorophyta, Chlorophyceae, Sphaeropleales, Selenastraceae. The coding region runs from base 1 to 2766 and encodes 921 amino acids. Gene Ontology annotation, molecular function: protein binding. Gene Ontology annotation, biological process: non-motile cilium assembly; intraciliary retrograde transport; protein localization to cilium. The record is from RefSeq and is a predicted model, not a curated record. The transcript is spliced from 20 exons. Gene Ontology annotation, cellular component: non-motile cilium; intraciliary transport particle A.